This is a messenger RNA of Lathyrus sativus (Indian pea), 243 nucleotides long. Lineage: Eukaryota; Viridiplantae; Streptophyta; Magnoliopsida; Fabales; Fabaceae. The record is from the annotation of a GenBank genome assembly.
AUGGGGAGAAGACGUGUCACCAGUGAGAAUUCUGGGGCGGCUUCGUCGUUGAAGCUUCGUUAUGUUAACCAUAAGAAUGGAUCUUCCUCUGAGGAUAGUGAAUUUGAUUCGUUGUGUUUGUCUGAUACUGGAUUGGCUGCUCUUGCUGAUGGGUUUCCCAAGCUUGAGAAGUUGAGGGUUGUUAUGUUAGAGAUCAAGGCUUGGCUGCUGUUGGACAGUGUUGCAAGCAACUUGGGGAUUUGA